Messenger RNA from Caretta caretta (loggerhead turtle), 11404 nucleotides. It is a transcript of the gene ATXN1, whose product is annotated as ataxin 1. Gene Ontology annotation, cellular component: nucleus. Gene Ontology annotation, molecular function: RNA binding; protein binding. Lineage: Eukaryota; Metazoa; Chordata; Testudines; Cheloniidae. Gene Ontology annotation, biological process: negative regulation of transcription by RNA polymerase II; nervous system development. The record is from RefSeq and is a predicted model, not a curated record.
CUGCACUCACGGCCCAGGCUGGCUGGAGACACCAGCUGGCACCUCCAGCAGUGAGCGAGGAGGGCUAGUGCCCGGGUCAGGGGAGGCCCGGGUGUCCCGUUUUCCUCCUUCACACUGUCUGCAGAGCCUCUCUUGCUUUCACUCUUCUCCAGUCCCUGCCAGGGUGAGAGAUCUGGGGCUGGCUAAAAGCAAAGAGACCAUUUAGCUUCUCCAGGGGGGAUUAGCGGCAGCCUCGGGUGCUAAAGAAUUGAUGUGAUUAUCCUUGGAUAUAGCAAUAUUUUGCUCUUUCCAUUUCUGAUUGUGUCUAUGGCUGCUGCAUUCUCUUUAAUUUAUGUUGCAGUCACAUUGCAGGCGAAGCCAGAUGAGGAAGCAGUUUAAGCUGUGAAUUUCUUCUUCACCCCCAUAGAACAGUGACGACCAUAAUUUUUAUCUUCACCAUAAACAAGUAUCCUGGAGCACAAUGGAAAAGUUUUAAUAUGAGACAUCAGAAAAAAGGGCUGCAAUGUCUAGUGUGCUGAGGGGAAAAAGAGAGACUUAUGACUGCAUCUUGAAACACGCUCAGAUGAUUUGAGAUUACGUUUUUAGAAGAUCUCAAUUGGAGCUGUGGAGAAAAGAAAGGAAGGAAGGGAGGCAGUGACUGAAUGAUAUUUCUUACAUUAUUUGGAAAAGAGAAGGCACCGGGGACCUGCAAACAAUCAGGCUGCUUCUGAAAAAUCUUUAUGAUAAAGGAUAAUCCAGGAUUCCCUGUAGAAGAACAUAGUGAAUGAUAAUCCAGAGCAGCUGUUGGAGCAUUGUGCUCACAGGGAGAUGAUUCCUCAUGAAGUCACUGGAUCCCCUUCAGAAAUCAAAUGUGACUUUCCAUUUAUCAGACUGAAAUCAGAACCAGCCAGACAGUGAAGCAAGAACAGUGGAGGGGGGACGGCGAAAGAUGAAAUCCAACCAAGAGAGGAGCAACGAAUGCCUGCCGCCCAAAAAGCGAGAAAUCCCCACCACCAGCCUGCCGUCCGAGGUGAAGCCAGUGAUUCUGUCAAACGAAAACCACCGCACAGACAACUUAACAUGGCUCACCAGUACACCCAGCAGCCAGAGCAGCAUGGGGGGAAGGCACAGGCCUGGAGGGAGUUCAGUGGAGAUUGGUUUACAGCAGGGUUUACACAAAGCACCGUCUACAGGAAUGGACUAUUCCCCGCCGAGUGCUCCCAGGUCCGUUCCAGUCUCAACAACACUUCCCACGGUGUACUCGCCCGCACUCUCACAGUCAGGGACGCCUGUAUCCCCGGUGCAGUACACGCACCUGCAGCACACUUUCCAGUUCGUUGGGCCCCCGUACAGUGGACCAUACGCCGGAUUCAUCCCCUCCCAGUUGAUUUCCCCGACAGCCAGUUCCGCAACUUGUGCGGCAGCCUCUGCCUCUGCUGUUGCAACCACUCCAUCCCAGCGUUCCCAGCUGGAGGCUUAUUCCACUUUCCUGGCCAGCAUGAGUAGCUUAAGUCAGCAGGGGCACAAAGUUGAGCAGCAUCUAGUCAGGACACCUGGAUUGAUUGCAGCAGGGUCUCCUCCACCGACCCAGCAAAACCAGUAUGUCCACAUUUCCAGUUCUCCCCAGAGCACAGUCAGAAAUGUGUCUCCUCCAACCAUCCCAGUCCAUUUGCAUCCCCACCAAACGGCGAUUCCACACACCCUCACCCUCGGCCCCUCCUCCCAAGUGGUGGUGCAGUACUCGGACUCUGGGGGCCACUUCAUCACGAGGGAUCCUACCAAGAAAGCUGAGAGCAGCAGGCUGCAGGCAAUGCAGGCGAAGGAAAUACUGAAUGGAGAGAUCGAGAAAAGCAGGAGGUAUGGCCUCUCGCCCUCUGGAGAUGUGAGUCUAGUCAAAGCAGGCAAUAAACCAGCUCCUCAUCAUUAUGAGACCAGACAUGUCGUGGUGCACUCGAGUCCUGCCGAGUACAGUGCACGGGAUUCCUCAGGCAUCCGGGCCUCUGUUAUGGUUGUACCAAACAGCAGCACACCUAUUACGGAGAUGGAGAUACAGCAGGCCACCAACAGAGAAACUCCUCCCUCAGUCCUCAACGACAAGGGAAAUCUGCAUUUAGGAAAGCCAGCCCACAGGUCCUAUGCUUUAUCUCCGCAACAGACUAUGGGCCAUGAGGGGGUGAAAGCGGUCGCCACGCUGUCCCCCCACACUGUCAUUCAGACCACCCACAACGCCUCAGAGCAACUCCCUGUCGGGCUGCCUGCGACAGCCUUCUAUGCCGGGACCCAGCCGCCGGUAAUCGGUUAUCUGAGCAGUCAGCAGCAAGCGAUUGGUUACCCUGGAAACCUGCCACAGCACCUGGUGAUCCCUGGCACCCAGCCACUGCUUAUACCAGUUGGCAAUGCAGACGUUGAAUCAUCAGGAGUAGCACCUGCUAUAGUCACUUCAUCUCCCCAGUUUGCAGCAGUGCCUCAUGCAUUUGUCACUACCGCCAUUCCUAAGAGUGAGAAUUUCAGUGCUGAGGCGCUAGCAACCCAGCCAGCCUACCAGGCAGCCGUGGUGCAGGCCCAGAUCCACCUCCCGGUGGUGCAGUCCGUAGCUUCUCCAACGGCAGCUCCUCCUACGCUGCCUCCUUACUUCAUGAAAGGGUCAAUCAUUCAGUUGGCCAAUGGGGAGCUGAAGAAAGUAGAGGACUUAAAAACAGAAGACUUUAUACAGAGUGCAGAAAUUAGCAAUGACCUGAAAAUAGACUCCAGCACAGUGGAGAGGAUUGAAGACAGCCAUAACCCAGGCAUUGCUGUGAUACAGUUUGCAGUUGGAGAGCAUCGAGCACAGGUCAGCGUUGAAGUCUUGGUCGAAUACCCUUUUUUUGUAUUUGGACAAGGCUGGUCAUCCUGCUGCCCUGAGAGAACCAGCCAGCUCUUUGAUUUGCCAUGUUCCAAACUCUCAGUUGGGGAUGUCUGCAUAUCGCUUACUCUCAAGAAUCUGAAGAAUGGCUCUAUUAAAAAGGGCCAGCCCAUGGAUUCAGCUAGUAUCUUGCUGAAGCACUCAAAGAAUGACAGUCUAGCUGGAAGUAGACACAGGUAUGUGGAGCAGGAAAAUGGUAUUAAUCAGGGAAGUGUACAGAUGUUAUCUGAGAAUGGUGAACUGAAGUUUCUGGACAAAAUAGGAUUGCCUGCAGCACCUUUGCUCACCAAAACAGAACCCAGCAAGCCCACGGCGACGAGGAAGAGGAGGUGGUCGGCCCCUGAAACACGGAAACUAGAGAAAUCAGAAGAGGAACCACCUUUGACUCUUCCCAAGCCUUCUUUUAUUCCUCAGGAGGUUAAAAUUUGCAUUGAAGGUCGAUCUAACGUAGGCAAGUAAAGGCUGUUUGGGAAAAGGAAAUUAGGCUAUCCCUUGUCAUUUUUAUCCAGAUUACUGUACUGUAGACUAAAUAACCCAGUAUUUACAUGUUAUCAUCUUAUUUUAGGUUUAUGUUAUAACCUUGUUGUUAUAGUUGCAGCUGGUAUUAUGCAGGAGACAGGUGCAUAUGUUUUUCCACAAGUGUUUUGUCAGUGACUAGGUUUAUUGAGAGCUACAGAAGGGGCAGUAUCUGCUUCACGCACCCUUAGUGGAAAUGAAUGUGUUGUCAUGGCUCCUGUUUUCUGUCACCUAGUGUAGAGCAGACUCCAGCUGUUCUUUUUUCUGUGAGGUGACGAGAAGGGAACUGUAGCAGAGAUAAACUGCACUGCAUGCAUUGUGUGUGUUUCAGUCCCAAGGAGGGAUUGCAGCUCCCUGGCUGGGUCAUUAGGAGGUUCUCUCGUGCCAAGAGAACUCUUAAGAACCCAACACACACACACAUACACACACACACAUUAUUGAAAAAGGAUCAGACAGUCUUUGACACAUUUCACAAUCAAACCAACUCUUAGUCAAGGCUCUACAGUAUAUAUAUUUUCCCCCAUGGGGUCCGACUGCACUGAAUUUUAUUCAUAAAGUGACUGCCACGCAGAUGUUUCUUUUCAGCUUGCUAGUGCAGUUCCAUUGCCAGAGUGUAACAUUCAGUAAGGUCCUAUGCUUGCAUUGUUACACUGCUUGUUUUUCUUAAUGACAUAGCCAGGGCGAGGGAAGCCUAAAGUUUGUUGGGUCCCCUAGCUAAGGGGAAACUCCUGGUUCUGUGCAGUGUUAGAUAAACUGAUCAGGUUAUGCCAUUAACGUUUGCUUCCACAAGGUAGACACGUACUGCCCCUUUGAGAGCGCAGACAUAAAUUGUUUGCAUUUAGGUUGCAAAUCUUUGUCUUUAACUCUAGUACUGUUUUUAGUUCAUGACGAUGGACAACUGGUGCCACUUUUUUCAAAAUUCAGUGUGACACAAGGAAUCGGACGUUGAAGAUGAACAUAGAAUGUCUUUAAGCACUUAAAAUGCUGUUCACGCUUUCUUGUCGAGCAUCCUGGUCUAACACUCAAUAAGUACUGUAUCUCACUUUAAUCUGUUUGAGGGGGAAAAAAGAAUCUAUUCAACACUGUUAACUACAUAUGACUAUGUAGAGUUUUCUCACAAGCAAGAUGUUGGAAAUUUUAAUGUGGUUUCAAAGGGAUGAAUGUGAAUUAUUGAACUAGUAUGUGACAGUCAUUGUCCACAAAGGACUACUUAAUAGGAGGCACUUUUAAAACUUUAAUGCUUGAGAAAGAGUUAAAGGCAUAUGCGAGCUGACAGAUAAUAAAAGAAUAAGAGAGAGGAAAAAGGAAAGAGGAAAAAAAUCAUUAUUGUCCAGUGUUUUUGAAAAAGAUGGACUUUAAAGAAUCUUGCAAUUUGCACAUCUUGAGUUUAUCAUUUGUGUGGUAUUCCUGCAGUUUUUACCUAAUAAUGUUGUGGGGAAGGGAGGGGGACUGAGAGAGCAUAAACAAAUGUAGCAAUUAUUUACUAACCUGCCUAAGCUCUAUGCCAUUUUAUAGAGUUACGUUCCUUUAAAGUUCAUUUUUGGUCUUUCUGCCAUAUCUGUCGCACAGAACCAGGUCCUAGCAGGACAACUCGGAGAAUUUUUCUUCAGAUACAUUGAGAGAGUUUUCCAGAAAAGACAUCUCCACACAUAAGCAGGAUUUUAUAAAAAAAACAACAACCGUUAUUAUUUUAUUAUUAUUAUUAUUUGUUGUUUUAAUGACAUUUUCCAGUUGAAAUACAAUCUAGAUUUCAGAGUUUGGUACAAAACAGUGAGAGGGAAUGGGGGUUUCAGACAGUUAAGUCUUUUUUGUUCCCAGUAAUCUGAAACAAAGGUAGGGCCGGAUCCUUAGAGGUGCUGUGCAUCUUUGGCCCACAUCUUUCUACAGGAGGUGCAAAUACUAAGCACUUCAGGUCUGAGCUGAAGCCCAUUGCAUUCAAUCCCAUUGGUUUCAGUGGGUUUUGGAUUAAGCCUUUAUAUUACUAUUACUUUUGGUUUGUAAUUGAGUUUGCAUCCUUCAAGUACUUUUGAAGAAGCUGUACUAAUAGGGAGAAGUAGGCUAUAAAAGUUCUUAAUUAGAGAUACAGUAUCUAAAAUGAACAAAUUCCUUAAAAAUCUCAUUUUCCCUCUCCUAAAAUACAGUAUUUCCAGCUCCUUUAUUUACAAAAAAAUCUGAACCCCCCCCCAGCUUUUUGGUUCUUCUGUUCGUUACUUGAAAUUUAGCUCACACCAGAACUAACUGGUUUUAUACCAUUUUCUGCGGUGCACCAAAAACAUUUAAAUAAGUUUAAAAUAGCUUGAAACUUUUCUUGAAUUUCCUUGAAUUUCAUUAACCUCUCAGCAGGCUACCAAAUAGCUGAGCAGGUUCAUUCUCACGGUCACACUGCUUAUCUAGUGCUGUACUUUUUUUUAACAUUUUCUGCUCAGAGAACUUGCUUAAUCUUCCAUAUACUCUGCUCAGGGCACUUGCAAUUUAUUGUUGUUUUGUUUGUUUUGUUUUUGUUACGUUUUAACCUUUGAUGGUAAGAAGAAUAGAAAGAUGUGGGCAGAAUUAGAUUUUAGUUCACGUUAGUACCACUAUAUUCAUAAUACACAUACUCAGAAAAUCUAAAAUAAAACCACACACACAUCUUUUUGGUUAAUAAAGAAGCAGGGACACUUAAACUGACUGGAUCUAUUCUACUAACACUAACGGUAAACAAAUAAAAAAAGUUUGGAGCAAUAGGAAUGUAUUAGUUCUGUGCUGGUAUUUCAGAUUUAGGAAUUCUGAAAUAAUUGGUUCCUUCCAAGCAAUUGUCCCUUUUUGUGCUUUUGCUUUUUUAGGAUGUGCAAUACUUUAUGUGCCAAUGUAGACCCACCCACGUGGUGGUAGCUAGAUCUCACACCCUCUUCCACUUUCACCUUUUUGUUUUCUUUCACUGUUUUCUCUACCCCCCUCCUCCCAAAAAACAAAAAACAAAAAAAAAAGUGUUUAGGGCCUUAUACCUCCCUUGAUUGGGGGCACAGAAUCUGUAUGUAGUUAACAAGUGUGGCACACGUGGAUCGAUGGCCCUGGAUGGUCCAUAUCCUUUCAAAUGUAAGACCCUGGCCUCUGCAAUAUAAAAAAGAAGAUCCAGAACAAGGCUUAGUGGGUGUUCCCCCCACACACACAAAAAGAUUUUUAAAGGGGGGAUAAGAAUUUUGAGAAUGUGAGGGACCUGUAAAUCACAAACAGUUCAGUCAUGAGUAAAUAACAUCGUCUCUUACAUGAGUGAAAGCAGCCUUCUACAGCACUGUCAGUGUCAUUUUCUCUUCAAACUAUGCCUGUAACUGUUACUUUAUAUAUAUAAAAUAUACGUAUACUUUACAUGCUCUUGUAUAUGAAUGUUACCAUCUGCGUGAUGUACAAUGUGGGUGAAAUUCACCCCUGUGCAAAAAGCCAGCACAAAGCCUAUACACCACUUAUGUCACUAACUGGUGCAUUAACUUGGUAUUGGCUCUCUGUACAGGAGGGAAUUUCACCCCUAAAUGGACAGAAAGAAGUGACUACUUUCAGUUGGCUGAAUCUGGUUUGCCUGGUGGCAUCUGGAGUUUGGCAGGGCCAUGACCCCUUAUUCACAUGAGUAAAUCCUUAAUCCAGUGGGGCGAGUUACCCCAUUGAUAGCUCAAAGGAGUAAGGGUAUGUAUGCUCUCCAGCAGAAUAGCUACAGCUCUGCCACACACAGUAGUGUACACACUUCCUACAUAGACGGAAGGGGCUUUCCGUCAGCGUAGUGAAUCCACUUCUCUGUGAUGUAGGGCUAGGUCAGUGGAAGAAUUCUAGCCACAUCUACGCUGGGGAUUAGGUGGACCUAACUGUGGUGCUCAGGGUAUGAAAAUUUUUCACAGCCCUGAGCAACAUUGCUAGGUCGAUCUGAUUUUUAAGUGUAGAUGUGGCUAGAAUUCUUGUGGCUUGAGGUGCACAGUGAAAAUAACAAUCAUGGGCAGAGAAAUAUUUAGGUGAGUUCGGUGUAAAAGGAUUAGUCAUGGGCCUCUUUACAGUGUCCACUUUGCAAUAUUAACUGACAAGUCGUUAGUUUUUUUUUUUUUUUACCAGACCUGUUUAGUUUACAAUGAAAUGAAUACAAUCACCAAGAAAUCUAGUCAGGGCAAAAGAAAAAAAUAAACAAGAACCUCUUUAUAGGGAUUUCUAAAAAAACAAUCUCUCUCUCUAUCUCUCUCUAGAUAAUGACUGUUCCUUAUAGUGUUUAACUUAGGCAUCGUUUCAGUUUGUCUGGGCCACAUCAUGGGGAAUUUGGAGUUUGAUGUCACUUACCUCAAGUCCUUUAGUUGAAACCCAAAUUGGAUUUUUGUUUGAACUGUUUAAUGAUUUUGUACAUUGUUGUUGUGGGGUUUGGGGGGGAUUUUUUUUUAAUGUAUGUUGGGGGGGGAGGUUCUGUUUUUUUUAACCCUGUCGUCACUUGGUUAAACCGUUGUUCUGUCAUUUUCUCAGCACCAGGAAGUGACAUCACUGCUCUUGUUUCCCUAAAGCAAGGAACAUUUAGAAACCUUUCACACCUCUUACUCAGGGACGGGGCUGGCGUAUGUGUGGUACACUGAUGUGACCAGAAGCAGCACUUUUACUGCUCUGGAGUAGGGAUGUACAAUUUCAAAGACAAGUUUGGAUUUCCUGCAUCUCGUGGAUUAAUUUUGUAGAUAUCACAUAGAUUGCAAUACAAAGCAGCAGAUUCAAAGUGAACCAUAGCUGUUGGUUACCAUGAGACUCUCUCGUUGCACAGAGAUUAAUUUUACCUAAGUAUGUUGCCAAUGUUAAAGAAAAUGAUGAAAUUCUGUUAAUGCAUGUGACUACUAAAAUGAAAAAAAAUGUUUCAGGGAGAACGAAUCUUAGCUAUUGUAAAAAUACUAAUAGUGUUAUUUCACUAGCACUCACUCGGGUUGUUAGUAUGCAAUGCCAUGGGCACUAGGCCACAGUUCUGCCAACACUUAUGCACAUGCUUAACUUUAAGUAUCUGAUUAGGCCUAUUGAAGGCAGGGGGACUUACAUGUGAAUGUUAACUACAGGUAUAAGUGUUUACAGAAAUUAGUGGCUCGAUCAUUUAGAGCCAGAUUCGAUCUUAGUUACAACAGCGAUAUGUUUGGAGUAACUGUUGACAUCAGUGGAGUUAGUCCAGACUUGCAUGCGUGUAACUGAGAUGAGAAUUUGACCUCCUGUUGUCACUUCUAUUAUGAAGCAUACGCAAAAACGGGAAAGUGGAGACAGCACCAGACAACAGCAGAGUCCAAUCUGUGGACUUACCCAGUGUUGAUAUGAAAAGCAAAGGAAUUUUAGCAGUGUGUGGUCAGUGCUUUUCUUUUCAUGGCUUUUUUUUCCCCAAUCCCCAAAAUCCUGAAAUAAAAAAGAAUCCACCCACAAACGUGCACACAGACACAUACACACACACAUAUAUAUAUGAAUAUAAAAGCAAAUAACUAUUAUGUUCAGUUGAUUUCAUAUCCUUUUCAAGGACAGGGUUGUGUUUUCUGUUGAUAAGGAAAUUCCAAACAAGUUGCACACCUCUACUCCAGAGUUAAUUUCUUUUACAUAGACGACCUCGCUUCAGAUGUGUUACCUUACUGAUAGGAUCUUUUCUUGUAGCACUAUACCUUGUGGGAAUAUUUUUUUGAUGUAAACCUAAUUUGAGAAGCUUACCAAAAAAAAACUUUUUGGAAGCACUCACAUUGAGGAGUACAGGUAAUGUUUUUAAAAAUUGCACAAAAGAAAAAUGAAUGUUGGAAUGAUUCAUUCAGUGUUUGAAAAAGAGAUGGAUCUGUUGAAACAGUGUGUUUCAUACCUUGUUUGUAAAAAAAAAAAAAAAAAGUUUUUUUUUAAAUACAAAAGCAGAAAAGGUUGAAAGUUACAUGUGUUUUGUAUAUAGAAACUGUCACGUUUAGAUGAUCUGAUUUGUAUUGGCUCUGGACAGGAAGAAUUAUAUAGUUAAAAGGCUCUUAAAGAACAACUAUCCUCAAUUUUCUGUUCAUAUCACAUAAAUCCUGAUGCGGGGGAAAGGGGGGAAUGCUUCACACUGUUUGUUCCUGCGCUGAAAAUAUAUCUUUAAGCACCCUGCGUAGUUUAGAUUCUGAAGCCAUUGUAACUUCUUUACUCCCUCUGGGAUGCUGUUCUACAUUUUCAGCACUUCCUGUUCCAAUCAACCCAAAGACUAUAACUUGAACAAGAAGUGUUUAUAACAAGGAAUCCUCGCUUACCAGUAAAUAAGAGUAAUAUCCAACGAGACAUGGCCUUUUGUGUACACACACCCUCCCACCUCAUUUAAACAGGAGGUAAAGACAUGAAUUUCAAUUUUUCCAGAUGUGCUCUGAGCUUGGACAGGUUCUUUCUUAUUUGAUUUAGAGAUUCAUGUUAUUCACAGGCCAAAAUGAAAGAAUCCUGGAGCAAUUUCCAGGGAAAGGGCCCUUUCCUUGGCCAAAGGUCAAAUUGGACAGCUGGGAGCCUACGCACCGCACCGCGGGGAUAAACAGUUAACUUUCAGAACCCUUCUCUCCCUCCCCUGACAGCCUGUAACGCAAGCUUCAGUUCUGAUACCUAACAGUCACAUGGGGAAAAAUAAUUACCACGUUAAAAUGACCCCUUGACACCCAAAAGAAUGGCCCCAACAAAUGUAUUAGAAUGAAGUGCAUUCAGCCAAUAAGUAGUUAUACAAUAACAGUCUCUAAGAUUGCUAUAGUUUUACUCGUCGUUAUCUGAAAGCACUCAAGUCUUCCACUGAGAAUUAAUUGGAGGCUUCAUCCAAGGUUGACUUUUUUGUUGUUCAUUCAUUUGUUUCUAUUCUGAGUGGUCAAAGCUCCUGUGCCCUUUCCCUUGACCAUGCUGCAGGCGUGCAUUGGAAGUGUUGUUUGCAUUAAUCCUUACUCACUCUUUGAAGCUGUAUUACUGGGUUGUGUGAAAACAGCGGCAGCCAGCUAGAUCUGGCCCCUGAUGUUUGCUUUAAAAAUAAAGAGCCUGAUGAUUCUAGCUUUAGAGAGAGACACACUCCCUCUCUCUCCCUCUCUCCAGUUGAAGUCAGUAGUUGUUGGAUCUCUGUAACUGUGGCUGCAAGUGGUUGAAUUCAUGCCUUCUGUCUGGCCCUUUGGCUACUUAGCAAAGUUGCUAAUCUUAUUAAGGCAGCAGGUAUAACUUUUCGCAGACAGUCAGCUAAUGUUGCAACUCACUAAUGUAUGUAUUUCUGUCUGGCUUUUUUAAAAUAUUAACUUUUUGUGAACGCUGUUCUCUCUGCAGCGCUUAAAAAGGGGAAUCUCCAACUUUUUCCAUUCAAAUUAGCUACUGAAAAUAAUUUUGUAGUAUCAGUGUCACAGUCUUUGACAGCCAGCAGGCUUGGACUGGCCAACUAGUCCUGGCACUUGAGGAAAGUCCUCAUGUGGGUAAGUCUAGUGAUUCCACAAUAAUAGUCUCUAAGGUUUUAAUUGCUUAGUAUUUCUGAAGAGGGUUGUUGCAAAUCACACUUCCAGUGUUGUGCCUAAUGUAGGCUCAGAAAAAGGGAUAAUGCAGCUUUGUGUUGUGGAGAAAUCAAGCUGACAUGGCCAGUACAAAGGAGAAAUAGGGAGGGAAUAAUGUUUUGCACCUUAAUGAAAAGAGAAAAUUUUAAGUGCAUACAGACAUAGUUAAGAGCUUUUAUUGUGACAGGAGAACUUUUUUCCAUAUGCGUGCAUACUCUCUGUAAUUCCAGUGUAAAAUAUUGUACUUGCACUAGCUUUUUUAAAACAAAUAUUAAAAAAAUGGAAGAAUUCAUAUUCUAUUUUCUAAUGGUGGUGUGUCUAUUUGUAGGAUACACUCGCGUCUGUUUAUUGAAUUUUAUGGUCCCUUUCUUUGAUGGUGCUUGCAGGUUUUCUAGGUAGAAAUUAUUUCAUUAUUAUAAUAAAACAAUGUUUGAUUCAAAAUUUGAACAAAGUUGUUUUAAAGAAACUGUCUGUAUACCAGUACAAGUUUAUUGUUUCAGUAUACUCGUACUAAUAAAAUAACAGUGCCAAUUGCAAA